UCCGCAUCAUCGGAUGCUCUCUAUUUUACUGUACUGAAUUGUUGCUCUCUACUUGCAGUUACCUGCCCUACUCCUGACAAGGCUCCCUAUUGAUAGAUACUUUGCGGCUUCUGCCAUUUCCUCCCACCCAUUCCUUGUCCGCCUAUUCAUCACUUAAGACACAACUGCUUUGACUUUUUGUCGUCUCAAAGAUGAAUUGGCCGGUUUUUGCGUCGAGGCCUCCUCUCCCUAAUAUGUCAUCUCCCCCAACUUCCAAGCGCAUCAAAACAGCUGUUGCCUCCAACACACCCACGCACCCCCUAAACCAACAGCAACAGCAGCAGCCUCCUCCUUUUACGGGGCCUGGCCCCUUCGAAAGCGCCUCUAUGGUGCCCAUUUCUACUCCAGCCCCAGCUCCAGCCCCAGCAGCUCCAAAUCCCCGGAAGCGACGCGAGGGAAAUACCACUACUACUAGUGCAGCUGGCGCACCAACUGCACCCGAAACUACGGUCAAAAAAAAGGGCCGAACAAACACGCCAUGGACGGCAGAGGAGGAGCAACGACUCAAGACUAUGCGCGAUGCUGGGAGCACUUGGAGUGAGAUUGCCAAGACUUUCCCCAUGCGAACUGAAGGAAGUGUGAAGAAACAUUGGUACAAGGACAUGCAUUAUGCUGAAUUCACUGAGGAGGAGUCCAUAACACUACGCGAUGCCAUCAAAGAAUACGAAUCAAAUAAAUGGAAAGUCAUUGGGCAGAAAAUUGGGAAACCAGCAAAGGCUUGUGAGCAAUACGCCAAGGAGCAUUUUAAAAGCAUCUAAGAUGUACCUCGAGCUCGGAAAAUUACUUUUUAUACUAAAUCCACCCUCUUUCCUGACAACUGACACUCGUGCUUGUGCCGUUGUAUAUCCCCACUAUGUCACUAUUCUCAUCCAGGAAGUUAUUUAUGAAUUGCCACAACAUUAUGACGAGUAAGCGAAUCGCAGGCUUCAGGAGUUUAGGCUGGGCGUUCACACCUUAUUAUAGUGGUUAGUAACAAGGUGGGGCAAGUCUAUGCAGUUUUCACGCGAUUGCUAUACCCCCGUUUCCUAUGUUCUCUAUCUACCCUUUUCUACUCAUUUCUUUCAUUUUUCACUUCCGUUCAUCUUUUUUUCCUUUCAAAAUGCCUCUCUGUGCUUGGGAAUGGGGUUUUUCGGGAAACGGCUCAUUGGGCAACAUAUCUAUAUGAAUGCGAGCAGGAUCGUUUGGUUGCUAAUUACCUUCUUUUCUUGUGUAAUUCUUUCAUUUCCGUACCUACUUUUUUUUUUAUUGGUUUUAUUCCGUUCUUCAGAUUUCUUGAUUCAAACACCCGUCCCUCCCUCUCUGUUCCCCUGUUCUCUUAUACAUUUUCCUAUCGUGCGUCCCAUUACUUCCAAUCUUGAAUUCGGGUGGUAUAUCAUAUCAAAACCAACUG
Messenger RNA from Histoplasma capsulatum G186AR, 1429 nucleotides. Its product is annotated as MYB DNA-binding domain-containing protein. NCBI's taxonomy places the organism in Eukaryota, Fungi, Ascomycota, Eurotiomycetes, Onygenales, Ajellomycetaceae. Gene Ontology annotation, molecular function: DNA-binding transcription factor activity, RNA polymerase II-specific; RNA polymerase II cis-regulatory region sequence-specific DNA binding. The record is from RefSeq and is a predicted model, not a curated record. The transcript is spliced from 9 exons. Gene Ontology annotation, biological process: positive regulation of transcription by RNA polymerase II; mitotic cell cycle. Gene Ontology annotation, cellular component: nucleus. Bases 192 to 797 code for a protein of 201 amino acids.